AUGUAUCAUGCUCUCGCCAAACAUUCAGGAUGGUCACUUACAUUAGAUUGUAAAGGUGAUUUACAUAUCGAUGAUCAUCAUUCAGCGGAGGAUACGGCAAUUACUUUAGGAAUGGCUUUUAAGAAAGCAUUAGGUGAACCUCGAGGGAUUAAGAGAUUUGGAUAUGCUUAUGCACCAUUGGAUGAGGCAUUGUCACGCGCCGUAGUUGAUAUUUCCGGAAGACCAUUCUCCGAUAUAAAUUUAAAUUUAAAACGUGAAAAAAUUGGAGAUCUAUCUACAGAAAUGUUACCUCAUGUAUUAUCAUCAUUCGCUACUUCGGCAGGAAUUACAUUACAUGUAGAUGUAAUAAAAGGAAUUAAUGAUCAUCAUAGAGCCGAGUCAGCAUUUAAAGCUCUUGCAGUAGCUUUAAGACAAGCAAUUGAAAAAACUGGUGCAAAUGAUAUUCCAAGUACAAAAGGUGUAUUAUAA
Molecule: messenger RNA, 468 nt
Organism: Diversispora eburnea
Lineage: Eukaryota; Fungi; Glomeromycota; Glomeromycetes; Diversisporales; Diversisporaceae
Source: the annotation of a GenBank genome assembly